Messenger RNA from Phyllotreta striolata, 2564 nucleotides. The record is from the annotation of a GenBank genome assembly. Lineage: Eukaryota; Metazoa; Arthropoda; Insecta; Coleoptera; Chrysomelidae.
GUGUUCCGUGUUCCGUGUCAAUUCCAUCGACACAUGUUAAAAAUUUAACCUCAAUCAUUUUUUGGUUAAAUUAAAAAUUGUCCUUCGUCCAAAAAUCAAAAUUGUUUUUCGUAAUUACUGUUCAAAAUGUCCUGGAUAUUCGGCUAUGGUAGAAAUAAAGACCAAGCUCCUGAUCUGUCGCAGUUAGGUCUAGGCUCGCCGGAUGGUGCUGGAGGGAGUUCCGGGGGAGACAAGGAGCCCCCGAGUUUAACGAAAGCCGAACGUAAGGCGAUGGAGGCGUACAGAUUCGAUUCAACAGCCCUCGAAAGAGCAGCGCAAGCUGCAAGAGAAUUGGAAAAAUCAAGACACGCUAAAGAUGCUUUGGAACUAUCCAAACUUCAAGAACAAACCAGACAAGUGGAGCAACAAGCCAAAAUUAAAGAAUAUGAAGCGCAUAUUUCUCAGAUGCAAAUCGAAGCUAAGAGGGCCGAAGCAGAAGAGAAAAGGAAACUUCUGCAAGAGGAAACCAGACAACAUCAAAAUAGGGCCCAGUACCAAGAUCAGUUAGCGAGAAAAAGAUACGAUGAUCAGCUAAUCCAGCAGCAACGUAUGAACGAUGAAAAUCUUCGAAGACAAGAGGAAUCGGUGGCCAAACAAGAAGCAAUGAGAAAAGCUACCAUCGAGCACGAGAUGGAACUGAGACACAAAAAUGAAAUGAAACGAGUUGAGGCGGAAUUAAAAGCUAAAGCAAAAAUCGAUAGGGAAAACAGGGAUUUGACUUUGGAACAGAUCAGGCUGAAAGCAGAACAAAAUAGAGUCACUGUACUGGAAAGCAUAAAGACUGCUGGUUCGGUGUUGGGUGCAGGAGUUCAAACUUUCUUGACCGAUUGGAAUAAAGUACUUACAGCAGCUGGUGGAUUAUCUUUAUUAGCACUCGGUGUAUACACAGCUAAAGGAACUACAUCUAUCACUGCCAGAUAUAUCGAAUCUAGACUAGGUAAACCGUCGUUAGUAAGAGAAACUUCCAGAUUUUCUUUAUUGGAAAGUGCCAAACAUCCAAUCGAAACUAUUAAGAGCCUCAAAAAGACGGACUCUGACGCCCUUUCCGGUAUCAUAUUAGCACCAAAACUGGAAGAAAGAUUGAGAGAUGUCGCUAUAGCUACGAAAAACACAAAGCAGAACAAGGGAUUGUACAGGAACAUCCUUAUGCACGGGCCACCUGGUACAGGAAAGACUAUGUUCGCUAAAAAAUUGGCGAGACAUUCUGGAAUGGAUUACGCCAUUUUGACUGGAGGAGAUAUAGCUCCGAUGGGACGAGAUGGUGUUACAGCAAUCCACAAAGUUUUCGAUUGGGCAAACAGUACGAGAAAAGGAUUGAUUCUGUUCGUUGAUGAAGCUGACGCAUUCCUGCGCAAAAGGUCAUCUGAAAAUAUUUCAGAGGAUCUUAGAGCGAGUCUUAACGCAUUCUUAUACCGAACGGGAGAGCAAAGCCCUAAGUUUAUGCUUGUGUUGGCUUCAAACACGCCCGAGCAAUUCGAUUGGGCUGUUAACGAUCGUUUAGAUGAGAUGGUGGAAUUCGAUCUUCCCGGUCUGGCAGAAAGAGAACGUUUGAUCAGAUUAUACUUCCAGAAAUUCGUUUUGGAACCAGCGACCGAAGGUAUUAGGAGAUUGAAGGUGGAUAACUUCGAUUAUAGCGCCCUUUGUAGCAAAAUGGCCCAAUUAACAGAGGGCAUGUCUGGAAGAGAAAUUGCUAAAUUAGGUGUAGCUUGGCAGGCAGCAGCUUAUUCAUCCGAAGAUGGAGUUCUUACAGAGAAAAUGGUGUUGGAUAAAGUUAAAGAUCACGUUAAACAGCACAAACAGAAAGUGGAGUGGCAAUCUGAACAAGAGAGGAGGGAAUCUAAGAGUAUAUAUCAUUCGGAGAAAGAGGAUUCUUAUAUACCCGCUGGUAUAAAAGUUGAGUCUAUUAAACAGAAAGAUCAAUCGGAAAAUGACACAGUAGCUAAUAGUAAUAAAGAAAAGUCUCAAUCGAAAGUACAAACAAACAAACCAAUAAAAGAGGGCAAAAGUUAAAUCUUGUUUUGUAGGCUAUUAUUUAGUUAAAAGAUAGGUAAUAAGUCAAACGAAAGUUUAUUUUUCAUAUCGUUUGAACUUUGAAUUAAACAAACCGAUUUUUAUUAAAUGGUAAUUUUUUUAAAUAGGAGUUGUUUGAUAACCACAACAUAAUUUGCGAAUAAAUUAACAUCUACUUUUCGAUGGAUCCAUUAAAAUUCAUCAUAAAAAAUUCCUUGCCUUUUUUAAUUAUAUGGUAAAGCGAAUUUUGUACUUACGCUCGAUUUUUGUUCAAUUUUCAAUAAAACUCCUUUCGUUUAUUUUGAGCCCUGCCGGAUUAAGACAUUAGAUGCAUUUAUUUGUAACAAUUUAGACUGGUCUCGAAAUAUGUUUUAAACAUUACGCAUUGUGAUAUUUUGAAUGCAUGUUCCAGAGAAACUCGACUAUUUUCUAUGCAUUCAAAUAAUUAUCUUUUAACUAUUUUGAAAUGAAAAAUUUUGUUAACAUAAAAAAUAAUAAAAACGUGUUUUCUGUAA